AACACUUUGUAUCUACCUUAACAUGUGUUUUAGUUGAAAGCCUUUCUUAUUUCAACAAUCAACAAAAUCCCAUGUGAAAAAUAUCAAAAUCCAGCCAACAAAAUCAAGAACACAGGAGCUCAAAGAACUCAGAAGAAAAGAAUGGCAAUCGCUAACAAUCUAACCAAUCUCACACUUAUUCCACUCAAAUCUUCUCGCACUCUCUGCCCUCUCUCCACUUCAUGUUGUCCAUUCAACAAUAAUAUCCUUAAACCAGCCACAAUUCUUGGAGUCAAUGGCUCAAGAAAGCACAGACCAUUGAUUUCAAUUCGAGCUAUGAGUUCUUCGUUCGGGUCGAGACUCGAGGAGAGUGUCAAAAAGACUGUAUCUGAAAACCCAGUUGUUGUUUACUCUAAAUCUUGGUGCUCGUAUUCGUCUGAAGUGAAAGUUUUGUUCAAGAAGCUUGGAGUGGAACCGUUGGUUAUAGAAUUGGAUGAAUUGGGUGCCCAAGGGCCUCAGCUACAGAAGGUACUUGAAAGGCUUACUGGACAACACACAGUUCCAAAUGUAUUUAUUGGGGGCAAACACAUUGGAGGUUGCACAGAUACCGUGAAGCUAUACCGGAAAGGAGAAAUUGAACCUUUGUUGUUAGAAGCCAAUGCCAAAAAGACAUAGGGCCUGAAUCCCUAUUGUUGUAUUGAUUGAAAUCCGGUUCCAUAGUGAAUCUUGGAGAGUUAGGAAGACACACCUCGCGCCAUGCCUUUGCUAAUUUGGAGUAAAAGUAAUUUCAUCUCAUUAGUAUAAAUUUUCUUUCCGAUUUCAACUCCUGUUUAUUGAUCUCUUAAGUCUUCAGUUAAAUUGUACAUUGAAAUCAUUUGAGUUUGUUGUUGCUUAAUCACAGUAGAAGCUUUUUUAAA
This is a messenger RNA of Mercurialis annua (annual mercury), 896 nucleotides long. RefSeq names its product monothiol glutaredoxin-S10. NCBI's taxonomy places the organism in Eukaryota, Viridiplantae, Streptophyta, Magnoliopsida, Malpighiales, Euphorbiaceae. Gene Ontology annotation, biological process: cellular response to oxidative stress. The record is from RefSeq and is a predicted model, not a curated record. Gene Ontology annotation, molecular function: glutathione disulfide oxidoreductase activity. The coding region runs from base 142 to 654 and encodes 170 amino acids. Gene Ontology annotation, cellular component: cytoplasm. The transcript has 5 exons.